Saccostrea echinata is the source of this 1775-nucleotide messenger RNA. RefSeq names its product mesencephalic astrocyte-derived neurotrophic factor homolog. The transcript is spliced from 4 exons. Bases 112 to 663 code for a protein of 183 amino acids. Gene Ontology annotation, cellular component: endoplasmic reticulum. Lineage: Eukaryota; Metazoa; Mollusca; Bivalvia; Ostreida; Ostreidae. The record is from RefSeq and is a predicted model, not a curated record. Gene Ontology annotation, biological process: dopaminergic neuron differentiation; neuron projection development.
UUGCCGGUAAACAUUUCACAAGCAGACUACUCCAAGGGAAUUUCUCUCAGUUACUUCAGCUUGUUACUAGAGACAGACCAACACACAACGAAAAUCGGGCGUUUACUUAAAAUGUAUUUGAAAUCGUUUCCAGUUUUGCUGUGUAUAUUUUAUGUGACUGUUGUAUGCUCUGCAAAGAAACCUGUCACGAAGGAGAACUGUGAAGUUUGUGUAACAGUGAUAGAAAAAUUUGAAAAGACUUUAAGUGAUGAAGACAGAAAAGAUUCGACUAAAGUUGAAAAGCUGUUCAUGGAUUUUUGCAAACAUCUUAAAUCAAAAGAAGAAAGAUUUUGCUAUUAUAUCGGUGGAUUGAAAACAUCUGCAACUUACAUUCUUGGUACCAUGUCAAAGCCAAUGAAAUCUUUCAUGCCUGCAACGAAAAUUUGUGAAAAAUUAAGAGAUGCAGACAACCAAAUUUGUGACCUCAAAUAUGACAAACAAAUAGAUUUAACAAAAGUGGUCUUGAAGAAACUAAAAGUGAAGGACCUGAAGAAAAUCUUGUCUGACUGGGGAGAGGAUAAUGCUUGUAAAGGAUGUGCUGAAAAAACAGACUUCAUCAAAAAAGUAGAAGAACUUAUGCCAAAAUAUGCACCAGAAGCAGCAAAGUUACGAGAAGAAUUAUAGACCAGCCUAACAUAUCACCAUCACAUUAAACUGAAUUUACAUCAUGUCAUGAAUAGUUGUUAAGGAGUGUCAUCAGAUAAUGUAUUUAUCAGUUUUUUUUGCAUUGAUUACUUUUUUCAAUAAAUGUGAGGAAUAGGAGAGGUUGAUGAAAUGUAACAUUAUAGUUGUUAAGAAUUUAGAGUACAAUAGGUACAUAUAUCAAUACUGAUAAUGACUAUUUCCAUAAGAAAACUCAAUAGAAUCUUCCAGGACAGAAGCACAAAAACUAAGUCCUCAUUUAUUAAAAUUGCAAAUGUUAGAUGACUUCAGAACUUAAAUAACCCUUUUUUAUACAAAGUCCAGUAUAUUUUCAUCUGGAAAUUUCAAACUAGAAAAAAGGGGACAAAAAUAGAAAAUAUCAAUGUCAUACAUGUGUGAAUGAAUAGCAUGUAGGUUUUUCCUCAAUGCAUGCCUUUCCAAUAUCUUGCAAUUUAACAUUAUUGAAAAAACAAAGCACUGAAAAAUUCAAUCUGCUUGUCAAUUUGAAAAAUUUUACCUUGGGGGGGGGGGGGGUCAAUUUUAAAUUGGGACAGCUAAGAUCCUUUUUCCCAUCCUGCUUGCAUUAGCUAUUAAAACUUUAAUAUGCUAUUAAAACUCUCUAAUAUGCAAGUUUUUUCCCCAUUUGCCCAUUAUCUUUCUGUCUGUCCAAUGGUUAGUUUUCCCUUAUUUCUUCUGAGGAAAGCAUAUUAAAUUGACACUUCGACAAAAAAUAAUCAGUGUAUUUUUUCAAUUGAUAAAAACAAAGUUAUGUUGGCUCAUUUUCAUAGAAGUGACCUGUAUGAUUUUUAUGUAUGUAUAGAGUCAGUGUGGGUCCUGAGUAUUAUGUAAGAAUUUAGAUGUGCAAGAAGUCUUGUGUAAAGAAUUUAUGUAAGUACAAAUAUUUGAGAGAUGAGGAAAAAAUGCUUAUGGUGGAUUGUUGUUUGUCUUUACAAAAAUGUGUUGUUAUUUAUACUACAAGUAUAGAGUAUUAUAUUGAUGUAAGCUGUAACAUUUUUAGAGGCAUGAUGAUGCAUUUUGAGAAGAUUGUAACAUCAGUUUCAUUGGAUUUGUUAUUAAAUAAAGUAAAAAUGUCA